This is a messenger RNA of Vicia villosa (hairy vetch), 1559 nucleotides long. RefSeq names its product transcription factor MYB102-like. The transcript has 3 exons. The coding region runs from base 343 to 1353 and encodes 336 amino acids. The record is from RefSeq and is a predicted model, not a curated record. Lineage: Eukaryota; Viridiplantae; Streptophyta; Magnoliopsida; Fabales; Fabaceae.
AGAGAAAUUUAACUAGAUAAUGAUAUGCACAAAGAAGAGGGACACGUAGCAACAGUGACAACCAAAGGACGGUACCAAAUCCAUUUGACUUCAUCUAUUUCUUACUCUUAAUUUCUAUUUAUAGUUUACAACAACAAGAAAGUGCAUUCAUUCCAUUGAGUUCAGUUGAGUUUAAUCUCAUACAAUACAAAAUCUAACUUUAUUUCUUUCUUUCUUUUCUCACGUCUCAAAAAACUUCUCCCUCUUUUCUAACAUAUCAUAUCUUCACGCAAACUCUCAUUGACCAAUUACUGUACUUUAUUUAGCUCAACAGUUUGCUUUAGAACUAUAACACAUACUGCCAUGGGAAGAAUACCUUGUUGUGAAAAGAAUGGACUCAAGAGAGGACCAUGGACACAAGAGGAAGACCAAAAACUCAUUGAUUACAUUCACAAACAUGGCUAUGGAAACUGGAGAUUACUCCCAAAGAAUGCUGGAUUGCAAAGAUGUGGGAAGAGUUGCCGUCUUCGUUGGACAAACUAUCUGCGACCGGAUAUAAAACGAGGUCGAUUCUCUUUUGACGAAGAAGAAACUAUAAUUCAGCUACAUAGCAUCCUCGGCAACAAAUGGUCUGCAAUUGCUUCUAGGCUACCAGGAAGAACAGACAAUGAAAUCAAGAAUUAUUGGAACACUCACAUUAGAAAAAGACUCAUGAGGAUGGGAAUUGAUCCAGUGACACAUAGUCCAAGACUUGAUCUUUUGGACCUUUCAUCUAUCCUAAACUCAUCUUUUUAUGCUUCUGCUUCAAUGAUGAACCCUGAGAUUCUAAAGUUGGCUGCAUCACUCUUCUCCUCUCAAGAGAAUCACCAAAUUGAUCAGAAUCAACAAGUUAUCUCACACUUGGUUCAAACUCAAAUUCAGGACUCCAUUCAUCAAGAAGCUUACAACAAAUUAAUGAAUCCAAAUCCACCUUUUGAUAGUUCAAUGCUUUUCAAUCAAUCACAUUUUGUUGAAUCCAGUGAGAAUCUAUAUCCAUCAUCCUUUAUACCUGAAUUUGGCUUCCAACAACAGCAUGAACAUGCUCAAUCAAGUACUAUAACAGAUGAUUUUGUUCAUCAAUUACCAAGCUAUGGAAAUGAUCUAUUUAUGGAACCACACAUAUCAGAAACCUCAACAUUUCAUUCCAAUAACAUCAACCAGAACUUCGAUUUACCUUCGGUUCUAUCUACGCCUUCAUCAAGUCCCGCACGGUUGAAUUCGAAUUCGACUUAUAUCAACGGAACCAGCAUUGAAGAUGAGACAGAAAGCUAUGUUAGCAACAACAUGUUUGAAUUUCAAAUAUCAGAUAUCUUAGGUGUGAAUGAGUUCAUGUAAUGUGGAUAACUAUGGAUUGAUGUUGAUUGAUACAUGUAACAUUUUUCUAAAACUUUAUCAGAGUUGAUACUUUGACAUUGUUGAUUGAGGCUUUGGCUGUAUUAGGAAGUAUGCGAAAGUCUUCAUCAUUUUCAAAUUAUUGAAAUACAUUCAAAGUUUCAAUUAUUGCUAUGUUACUGUAUGCAUGUCUGUUUUUUUCUUAGAUU